AAUAUUAAAUCGAUAUUAAUUUCAAUAUUACUUGUGCUCGACUUCACAUUGACUUGAGUCUAGAUAUUUUGAUCUUCAUCUAGCAAUAUUAAUAACUCAUAAACUCAUCAUGACGACCAUGAUGGAUGCCUUUGUUCGUCGGUUCCAACUGUUAACAGAGCAAAGAGAAACUGGCGAUGAAUUAAUUAAGGAUCUUUUGAUGUAUGUCGAAACGGUCGAAAACGGUCUGCGACACGAAAAUGAGCGUCUUAAAAAAGAAUUGAACGAUGCACAUCUGGAUCUGGAUGAUUCGAGAAAAUCGAGAAGAGAAUUGCAAAUACAUUGGAAUUUGACCAGCCAACAUUUAGAACGAGCUAUCAACGAAAAUAGUAUUCUGCAGAAUCGAAAUCCCUACAUAAUAGCGCUAGUUGAUGCCGAUGGCAUGAUUUUCAAUCAGGAUCUCAUAAAUCAAGGGCUCGAAGGAGGUAAAAAGGCAGCCAACCUCCUCAGAGCAUCAAUACUCGAACAAUGUAGUGGACCUCAAACCGAGGAGAUUGAAAUCAUGGCAAAAGUCUGCGGAAAUUACACCGGAUUAUCGAAAGCCUUGAUGAGAGACGGCACACUUGAAAGUUUCGAAAAAUUUAAAGAAUUUACUCUAGGAUUCACCCAAGGAAAAGCACAUUUCGAUUUUAUAGAUGUUGGUCAUGGCAAAGAAAGGGCAGAUUCAAAGAUUAAAGAAUGUAUUAGAUGGCAUCUAAGAAAUUGGAAUUGCAAACAGCUAUUACUUGGUAUAUCAUUCGAUAGCGGAUACGCGCCAUUUCUCGACGAAGUAAUUACGCAGGACGAUCGAAAUAGAAUUACAAUAAUGGAAGGACCUCCAAUAGUCCGCGAGCUCUCUGCAGUUGGCCUCCGAACUCUCAAAUUCGAACAUAUAUUCCGCUCUCAAAAAUUGAUAGAUCGCACAACAGAAUUCAGUCAGGCAUCUGUUCCAUCAACCUGGGCAGGUGUCACGUCGAUUCCUCCACCCACACCACCUACCACUGUAGCAUCUCCUGCGUUGGGUAAAACCACUUCAACGGCAGUUAAGAAACCAGAUGUAACAAGUAAUGUUUUUGCUCGGCUCGGCUGGGUUCCGGGGCCGAGAGGACUGGAUCCUCCAAUACAUGUCAAGAAAGAUGUAUUGGAAGCGGUAAAACGACGUACAAAUUCGAAUAAAUUAUGUAACAACCAUUAUUUACGAGGGCCUUGCUCUAAAGGCGAUGAAUGUUGCUUUGAGCACGACCACAAAGCUACAGAGGAGGAAAUAAAAGCCAUUGCUUAUCUAACACGUCAAAAUCCUUGUGUCAAUGGCCAAGAUUGCGAUAACGAGGAAUGCAUUUAUGGGCAUCAUUGCCCAAGUGUGGUAAUCCCCAGCGUUGGGCCUAAGGAACCUACAUGUAUGGCAUUUGCUUGCAAGUUCUACAAGGAAGAUCACCCCCCAGGAACUGUCAUCAAGCAUCCCAAAAAGGAGUACGUUGAACGAUAUUAACCAUCUUUCAAUCUACCUUUCGGUCCAAUUCCCUUUACACCAUCACAUUUGGUUGCUUCUUGCUCGAGGACCUCAAGAGUUCACUGUUCUAUGGAUGGAUGGAUUUCUGAUUUGCCGAUGGAUACAAUUCUUGAUGGUCACAAAAAAUAGUUAUUAAUAUGAUCUGGAAAGGUCAAUUUUUAAUCGCGGUGGGGUAAUUUAGCUUGGAAUAGUGAAGGAGACUACAGACAUUCUUGCUUCAGUAUACUCACCACUCUUUAAUAUAAAUUUUGCUAGCUCUCUAGGUUACAACUG
Molecule: messenger RNA, 1801 nt
Organism: Botrytis deweyae
Lineage: Eukaryota; Fungi; Ascomycota; Leotiomycetes; Helotiales; Sclerotiniaceae
Exons: 5
Coding region: 110-1507 (465 amino acids)
Molecular function (GO): metal ion binding
Source: RefSeq, a predicted model, not a curated record